GCCACACACAACAGGUGGUUGGACCACUUGGCUCGGAGUUGCAACAGGUUGCCACACGGCGGUGUUGUUCUCAUCUGCGGUGACGUCACAGUUGGUUCAUCAGUUUGAAGUUGUGAAUGGUAACUGACAUCCAAACAUCACAGAAGAUGGCUACACCCCAAGAGAAAGCGCAAUGUGUAUCCUGGUUCAUCGAAAAAAAUCAGAUACGCAGGUGCAACGGAACUUUAGGACCAAAUAUGCGAGAGAACCACCUUCACGACCCACAAUUCGUGAGUGGCACAAAAAAUUUAUGGAGACAGGGAGUGUUCUGCAGCAAAAAGGCAGUGGUCGGCCAAGCACAAGUGCGGGAGACAUUGAACGUGUUCGUGAGGCCUUUGUCCGGAGCCCUGGUAAGUCUAUUCGUACCGCCGCGAGACAAUUGGAGUUACCUCGUUCGACUGUUCACAAAGUUCUUCACAAAAACCUGAGACUGUGCGCUUACAAAGUGCAGUUGUUACAAGCUCUUCAGCCAUCGGAUGGACCACGCCCCAAGGCUUUCGCUACAGAUAUGCUGGCUCGAAUGGACGUGGAAGAAGAUUUUCUUGGACGCAUUCUGUUCACUGAUGAGGCAAUGUUUCAUGUGUCAGGUCUACUAAACAGGCACAAUGUGAGGAUAUGGGGAUCUGAGAACCCACAUGCCUCCAGAGCACUUGUGCGCGAUAGCCCAAAAUUUUACGUGUGGUGCGGGCUAAUGAGUACCCGAAUAAUUGGGCCAUUCUUUUUCGCCGAAAAAACAAUCACAGCCAAUGUCUAUCUCGACAUGCUUACUGAAUUUGCUGUCCCACAGUUGGAUGGAAUUCAACAUCAUGUCAUCCUUCAGCAGGAUGGGGCACCACCUCACUGGGGAAUGGCAGUUCGUGCCUAUCUCAAUGAACAGUUUCCUGACAGGUGGAUCGGAAGAGAUGGUCCGAUACCGUGGCCUUCUCGUUCGCCUGACAUAACCCCACUUGAUUUCUUUCUUUGGGGUUAUGUUAAGGAUCGAGUGUACCAUACAAAUGUUCCCAACAUCGAUGAGCUGAAGCGGAGGAUCGUGCAAGCUGUAGCCUCCAUUGAUGCAGGACUUCUUGAGCGAACAUGGAAGGAAAUCGAGUAUAGGCUUGAUGUGCUGCGCGCAACUAAUGGCGCACAUAUUGAGAUUUAUUGACUGAUCAACUAGACUAAAUUCACAUAAAAACUUGGAGAGAUUCUGAUCACAAUGCUGCAAACCCCAUUCAGAUACCUUGUCACAUUAUUUUUUUAUUUUGGUUUGAAGUUGUAAAGGUUUUUUGUGGACAUUCUGUAUACGAAUGCAACGUUUUGUCAGAAUUUCAAAGCAAAUAGUGAAGAAUGUUUAGAGAUUAA
Molecule: messenger RNA, 1380 nt
Organism: Bacillus rossius redtenbacheri
Lineage: Eukaryota; Metazoa; Arthropoda; Insecta; Phasmatodea; Bacillidae
Exons: 2
Coding region: 173-1183 (336 amino acids)
Molecular function (GO): nucleic acid binding
Source: RefSeq, a predicted model, not a curated record